This is a messenger RNA of Metschnikowia bicuspidata var. bicuspidata NRRL YB-4993, 1320 nucleotides long. RefSeq names its product glutamate-5-semialdehyde dehydrogenase (gene PRO2). The transcript has a single exon. NCBI's taxonomy places the organism in Eukaryota, Fungi, Ascomycota, Pichiomycetes, Serinales, Metschnikowiaceae. Bases 1 to 1320 code for a protein of 439 amino acids. The record is from RefSeq and is a predicted model, not a curated record. Gene Ontology annotation, molecular function: NADP binding; glutamate-5-semialdehyde dehydrogenase (NADP+) activity.
AUGGCCGAGCAAAUCGCCAGAGACGCCAGUGGUGCAUUUGGCAUCCUCAAAACUCUCUCAAACGAGCAGAGAUCUCAUGCGUUGAAAAAGAUCCACGAUGCUUUGGCGCAGGCGAAAACCACGGUUUUGGAAGCCAACAAAAAGGACUUGGCCGACGCCGAAAACUGCCGCUUGUCGUCCGCGUUAAUCAAGCGCCUAGAUCUCGAGAAAAACGGCAAAUACGAGGCGAUGUUGCAAGGCAUUCUUGAUGUGGCAAGCUUGCCUGACCCUGUAGGCAAGACCACGUUGGCUAAAAAGCUCGACGAGGGCUUGAAUUUGUACAGAGUGCUGGCGCCGUUGGGCGUGCUUUUGAUUAUUUUUGAGAGCCGGCCCGAGGUGAUUGCCAACAUCUCGGCAUUGGCUAUCAAGUCCGGAAACUGCGCCAUCUUGAAAGGCGGCAAGGAAUCUUACCAGACCUUCAAGGCCAUCUCCGAGGUGGUCAACGCCACUUUGAAGCACGACACACAGGUGCCGGAACUGGCCAUCCAGUUGAUCCAGUCACGUGGCGAGGUCUCCGACUUGUUGGCCCAGGACGGGUACAUCGACUUGGUGAUUCCAAGAGGCAGCAACGCGUUGGUACGCAACAUCAAGGAAAACACCAAGAUUCCUGUUUUGGGCCACGCCGACGGCAUCUGCUCGAUUUUUAUCGACAAAAGCGCGGACUUGGACAAGGCGUGCCGUGUCGUGGUGGACUCCAAAACAAACUACCCGGCUGGAUGUAAUGCGGUGGAGCAGUUGCUUAUCCACGAGGACAUUGUGAAAGAUUCGGCCAAGCUCGACAAGCUUUUGGCCAGCCUCACUGCUGCCGAGGUCACGUUGCACGUGGUGCCGGAAAUCAAUGCAUCAUUGGGAGAAUCCGUGGACAGAAAAUACGUCGUGGACGCGGCGCAGAAUGCUUUUGACAUCGAGUACUUGUCCUUUGACAUUUCCGUCAAGCCCGUGGCGGAUGUCUCUGCGGCGGUGGCCCACAUCAACGAACACUCGUCAAAACACACGGACUGCAUUGUCACGGAAGACAAGCCUACAGCAGACACGUUUUUGAAGGGCGUGGACUCGGCCGGUGUGUACUGGAACUGCUCCACGAGAUUUGCCGACGGGUUCCGCUACGGGUUCGGCACGGAGGUUGGAAUCAGCACCAACAAGAUCCACGCCCGGGGGCCCGUGGGGCUUGAGGGCUUGAUGAGUUACCAGUACCAGCUCAAGGGCGACGGGCACAUUGCCCUGGAAUAUGUGGGUGCGGGUGGCUCCAAGGUGUUUGUCCACGAGGACAUCCCAUUCUAA